AUGAGAGUCAUUUGCAUCGACGGGUGUCACGGCGUUGGCAAGACGGCUAUCAUUUCAGACAUUGCGAAGCGAGGGUACCAUGUGCUUGAUGAGCUCUUCUUCGAGAUGCCGAAGUUUCUAGUCCCUUCCCAGUCUCUCACUGUAGAGUUUAUUUGGAUCUCAAACUGGUUCAAGCGCAUUCUCGACAUGCAGAAGUCCGGCAUGGCGGAUGACGCGGUCGUCUUUGCCGAUAGAUCACCCUUCUCUGCCGUUUUCUACUCGCGGGCAUCUCCCGAGGACCGGCUGGCUCUAGAGCAGGUUAUCCGCGGCAUGAUUGCAGAACUCUCCAAAUACAACAUUACCAUCCACACCGUAGGGCUGUUGGUCGAGCGCGAGGAGCUAUGGAAGCGUGUCCAGCGGCGACUGGAGGCUGAGCCCUUCAGGCGGGAGUUCAACGAGGAUAAGCGCUGGUGGCUUGACCAAACUGCAGACUGGUACGAGAGUUUUAGAUGGGAUACUGUGAUAGACAACAGCUCCCAGCGAUCGUCCGUGACUGGCCUCUCGGCGUUGAUCAGCCCGUUCAUACGAGACGUAUGCGGCAUCAACUGGGACUAG
Messenger RNA from Giardia duodenalis, 594 nucleotides. Its product is annotated as AAA domain-containing protein. The coding region runs from base 1 to 594 and encodes 197 amino acids. NCBI's taxonomy places the organism in Eukaryota, Fornicata, Diplomonadida, Hexamitidae. The record is from RefSeq and is a predicted model, not a curated record. The transcript has a single exon.